GGUAGAAGAAGGCCUCCUGUGGCGGCGUCGGUCGGGUUUCGAAAGGGCUAGACGAAGCCGCGAGCGGGUGACAGGCGGACGGGAUGUCUGGGCCUACGGGAGGUUCGGCGGGCUCGGCCCGAAAGCGGCUGCUGAAGGAGGAGGACAUGACCAAAGUGGAGUUCGAGACCAGCGAGGAGGUGGACGUCACCCCCACCUUCGACACCAUGGGCCUCCGCGAGGACCUCCUGCGCGGCAUCUACGCCUACGGUUUUGAGAAGCCUUCAGCUAUCCAGCAGAGAGCUAUCAAACAGAUCAUUAAAGGAAGAGAUGUGAUUGCACAAUCACAGUCUGGAACAGGCAAAACAGCAACAUUUUCCAUCUCCGUUCUACAGUGUCUGGACAUCCAGGUUCGUGAAACGCAAGCAUUGAUAUUGGCACCUACCAGAGAAUUGGCAGUACAGAUUCAGAAGGGGCUUCUUGCUCUUGGUGACUACAUGAAUGUCCAGUGUCAUGCUUGUAUUGGUGGGACCAACGUUGGUGAAGACAUCAGGAAGCUAGAUUACGGACAGCAUGUUGUUGCUGGCACACCGGGCCGUGUAUUUGAUAUGAUCCGUCGCAGAAGUCUAAGAACUCGUGCCAUCAAAAUGUUGGUUUUGGAUGAAGCUGAUGAGAUGCUCAAUAAAGGUUUUAAAGAGCAAAUUUAUGAUGUGUACAGAUACCUUCCUCCAGCAACACAGGUGGUUCUGAUCAGUGCCACCUUGCCACAUGAGAUAUUGGAGAUGACCAACAAAUUCAUGACUGACCCCAUCCGCAUUCUGGUCAAGCGUGAUGAGUUGACGCUAGAAGGGAUCAAACAGUUCUUUGUGGCGGUGGAGAGGGAAGAAUGGAAGUUUGAUACAUUGUGUGACCUGUAUGACACACUCACCAUCACACAGGCUGUCAUCUUCUGUAACACCAAGAGAAAGGUUGACUGGCUGACUGAGAAGAUGAGAGAAGCAAACUUCACUGUUUCAUCCAUGCAUGGUGACAUGCCCCAGAAGGAAAGGGAGUCCAUCAUGAAAGAAUUCAGAUCUGGGGCAAGCCGAGUUCUUAUUUCUACAGAUGUUUGGGCCAGAGGUUUGGAUGUUCCUCAGGUGUCCCUGAUUAUUAACUAUGACUUGCCCAACAACAGAGAAUUGUAUAUACACAGGAUUGGUAGAUCAGGCCGCUACGGCCGGAAAGGUGUCGCCAUCAACUUUGUAAAGAAUGACGACAUCCGUAUUCUGCGAGACAUUGAGCAGUACUAUUCCACUCAGAUUGAUGAAAUGCCCAUGAAUGUUGCUGACCUUAUUUGAAGGAACAGGAUGGACUGAAGACUUUUAGCUGUGAUUUGUUACAGCACCGGCUGCUGUUCACUGCUUAUCUUAAGACCAUAUUGUUGUAACUCUAAAAUAGCUGUAUGUACAUCUGAUUCAGUUAGGCCUGUACUUCUGAAUAUGGUUCUGAAAGAUCAGAGUUGGUGAAAAUCAUAUUGGAAGCAGCUACAAGUUUGUGGUGAUAUUUUUUUUAAAAAAACAUUUUCAUUGUGGGAAUAUCCUAAAUGUAGAAAACUGUCCUUUUAAUUUUCUUGAUGGAAGCUGUAAAAGUAGCAUCUCUGUAAAUAAGGUGUCCUUUGUCA
Molecule: messenger RNA, 1639 nt
Organism: Lacerta agilis (Sand lizard)
Lineage: Eukaryota; Metazoa; Chordata; Lepidosauria; Squamata; Lacertidae
Gene: EIF4A3
Product: eukaryotic translation initiation factor 4A3
Exons: 12
Coding region: 84-1316 (410 amino acids)
Cellular component (GO): nucleolus; catalytic step 2 spliceosome
Molecular function (GO): ATP binding; mRNA binding; RNA helicase activity
Source: RefSeq, a predicted model, not a curated record